AUGCCCUAUCCUCUUCCUCGGUGUACCAUCCUCAGCGAGGACGGCUCCGAUUCGUCGCCACCACCGCGAAGAAGAAGAAGAACCCUUGGCUCGACCCCUUCCACUGCGGAGAGGACCCCUACAUCGAGUACGGAUCCCUCUUCGCCGAUGGAAAGCAGGAGGAGGACCCUCGCCCUCCCGACAACCACACCAACCCCUACGGUUUCCUCAAGUUUCCCAUGGGAUUCAACGUCGAGCUCGCCUCGCUCGCCUCCAAGGUCCGCGGCGACGUGCGCCUCUGCUGCUGCAUCAUCUUCGGCGGAGUCUACAAGAACCUCCUCUUCUUCCUCGUGA
Zingiber officinale is the source of this 333-nucleotide messenger RNA. Its product is annotated as putative protein TPRXL. The record is from RefSeq and is a predicted model, not a curated record. The coding region runs from base 1 to 333 and encodes 110 amino acids. The transcript has a single exon. NCBI's taxonomy places the organism in Eukaryota, Viridiplantae, Streptophyta, Magnoliopsida, Zingiberales, Zingiberaceae.